UAGACGACACACAACACUCGAGCUGUCCCCUGUAUUUGUUUUUUUUGUGAAAUUAUGAUAAAUCUACUGGUUCUACCACCAACUUGUUGAUUUGUGUGAUUGACAACGUGUCUAGUUUCUAAAAAAAAGAACUUUCUGUUUACGCAUUAUCACGUGUAGAGUGUUUUUUGUGUUGUGGGCCAAAAGAAGUUUGCAGUCACGUUGCCUGCACACCAACUAUGCGAAUCCACGAUGGUGGACUGUGGUGACCCACCAUUGAAAAACAAAAGGCCGCGAUAUUUACGUCGUGUAAAGUGUUUCGUGGUGGUGACAAACCCGAAGGACAUCAUUACCAACAUACGGGCGUGGUGAACGGGAGGCGCACUAUUUUCUUAAAGGCCGUCGUAUAAGAAAAAGAGAAAUCGGGUUUGAAGACGUUGGGGGUUGUCGGAAAUGGUUGCCAACGAAAUAGCUGGCUCUGGACAGGUGGAUGUCUUUCUCGGAGGCGGUAGCAGGUGGACAACAUCAUCUAGCGACUUGAGAAUCACUUCGACGUGCCACACGAACAGAAUGUCGGCCGUGGGCGUAGGAUCGACGGCGUCGGCGCCAACGACGACGCCACCCGGCGGCGAUGCGCUCAACUUGAGCUGCCUAGGACCUCCCCACUACGCGGCGGACAGACAUCGCACCACGGCCGCUCAGGGGUGGACGGACACGCGCCCACCGUCGGCCGACAUUGGCCCGUCAGAGACGGACGAGGAAGGUCUUCCCCAGCACAGAUCCAGUAGUUCUUCCAUUAGCCGCCAGUCGAACAAUCAUUCGCUUGAUGAUUGCGGCCAUAGUGCAGUGCACGGUGAUCUCUCUCCUUGUUCCAGCGACGCCAUCCGGAUUAGUGUCUGUAGUGGAUUACUUGACCAGUCGGCUCAUGGCGAGGAUUUGAGUGCGUCCGCAACGGAGGACGUCGGCGCUGGUGUCGUUAAUGAUGCCCUGGAUGCUCCGCAGAGGCCGGACGACCAGCAGCACGACGACAAGAUGCCGCACCAAUCAUCGCAUUACGAUUGCGGCUCGGUUACGCAACAACAACAGUGGAAGACGGAAGGUGACGAAAGCAACACGGUUUCUACAUCGCCUUCCGGCGGAAUAACCGUCGGAGGCGUACCGCUCAAAUCGGCACUGAAACGGGCUCCCGCAGCGCGUGCUGGCGGAGUGGCCGGAUCGUUGCAGCACCUACAGUCGUCGCGCAAAAAGGCGCGGGUGCGGUUCAACGAGGCGCUCAACACUUUCCUCGAGUGCGACUACGUCAUCUACGUCGACGACGAUGAAUACGAUCUCUUGUACCAUUUGGACGCGGUUGCGGCGGCCGCUGCUCAAGCGGAAGCUGAAUUAGCCGAUGUGGCUGCGACGGAGCAGCCUCAAUUAGUCAACGUUCGUUCGUUUGAACUGCAGUUGCCCGAGACGUCACUGACGUCGACUUGUGUCAGUCACGCGACCAUCACGCCGGCAGCCGCUACGACUGGCGAUGCUGGAACGUUAAGUCCACCCGAUGGGUACAAGGACGCGGCCGCAUUUUACGCCGCUGCGGCCGCUUUAGUCGAUCUGGAAAAUCAACAUCUUUCCGGCUUCACCGACGAUGGAGUAGAUCCAUGGGAGUCUGAAGACUACGAUGAUGAAGAGGCUAUGGCUGACGAGGCGGAAGCGCUCGACAACGGCUGGGCGGAUGCUCAGACGGCGGAUGAAUCGCCAAAAAUCGAAGCAAAUCGACAAGAACACGAAGCGAUGGCAGCCAGCGAUGGUAGUAGUGAAGUUGCAGAUUUGGCCGUCCCUUUGCCCGAUCCGCCACGUACGGGCAUUCUCAAAGGCGGCAAAUUAUGGCGAGGAGCUGUCAAUAACAAUAACAACAGCAACGACAGUAGUCAGAACAACAGCUCUUCAGCGUCCUCUUCAAGCGGCUCUUCGGCCAUUGGAGGAGAACGAGGAGGUGGAGAAGAGGCCACUUUGUCACGUCACGGCGAGAAAUCGCCAGCUGUCCGUUUCAUCCAUCUCAACGACUCUCAAGGUGGAGGAGACUCGUCCGAGGAUGGAAACAGUGCGGCCGCCGCCACUAACGCCGGUGGCGCUGCUAGCGGCGGUCAGUCGCAAAGGAGCGCUCAUCACCACUCGGCCUUCCAGCAGCUGUUCCCGCGCGCCCGAAAGCUCCUCCAGGAGUUGCCCGAAGCCGAAAUCCAGCGGUUGACCACAGCCGCUCGAGCCAAUAAUGCUCCGUCGUCCGUCUCGUCGUCUAGGGCCGUCACGUCUCUCCUCAGUCAUUCGACCGACACCGGCACUGACACUACCGACGCACCCGACCUCAAGUACGAAAAGGCUUUACGUGUUGCGGAAGUGACAGAGGAGGAUUCAAAGGAAAGUCAUCCGCCAUCCGGAGGAGCGACGGCUGCCGCUGUCAGAUUGGGCGUUCAAUAUUCUGCGGAUUAUUACCAAAUGAUCAAGCGGAUCCGAUCGGCUUCUGCCGCUGAAAAUGCCAGGCAUCAACGCAAAGCGGAUGCCACUCCGCCGACGGCUGCGGAUUCCCUCGUUGAACGGCUCAAAUGGCUGACGACGACGGAUGUGGAUGACGACGUGGCCGAUGAUUCCAAUGUGGCAGAGGAGAGGGAAGCGGCCGACGGCGGAAGCGAUCUGGAAAUGACGGCCAUGCAACUGGCCGCCUACGCUUCCGUUCCGGCCGAGAAUGUGGAACAAACGCAGGAGGGCGACGCUGUUGCGGAAGGUAAUCAACACCAACAAGCGGCGGCGGCGCCACGGUCAACAGCGGACGCGUCUUCCGGAUCCGGUGAAGCGGCCAACCCUCCGCCCGCUUUAACGAAAACCUCCAAAUCCGGCAGCGGCGGCAAUGAGAAGAGCACGUACAGAAAAUUGAACGAGCUCUUUUUCCGGACGAAAUCCAAGGAUAAAAACAAAGACGCUAAUAAAUCAUCGAAUUCGGCAUUGAAUCGCAGUUUCUCUCCUCCACCUCCAGCGGAAGUGGAGCCCAAGAUGAAACCAUCCAAGAAACAACAACAACCGCACCUCAUUCACAUUGUCGGCUUAUCGGGCAAAUGCUCUUCCUCCUCCGCCGUGUCGGCCAGUGCCUCUUCCGGCGCUUCCGGAACAGAGACGCUCGGCCGGAUACCCAACGUUGUGCCCACUGUGGAUCACGUCUACCGGGCGGCCGUCGAUUUGGUGACGCGCAAUUCUUCCACCCACCAGUUCAAUCAUGCGGCCGCUGUUCAUUCCGGCGUCGUCAUCCAGGGCCCCUCGAGCAACGAUUCUUACAGCCUGGAUGACAUUGAUGCCGCACUCCAUGCUCAAAUGUCGGCCAGCGCUUCAUCCACGUCGGGCGUCGCGACGGAAGCGAUGCCCAAUCAGUGUAUGUAUCUGUUGCCUGCCAGCCACCGGAUUCCGGAAGACUCCCGCGACGAGACGGGCGGAUCACGGAGUUCGGGAAGUUCGGGCGACAGCGGACUGGGCAGUUCCCACGACACUAGCCUGACCGGAACCGACACGGACGGAUCCGCUCAGGACGAGUUGCAAGCUUUUGUCCGGCAAGACGCGACCCAGGGACGGAUCGACCGGAUUAAAAAGCGCUACAGCGCCGCCCUGGAAGACGAAGCGGAGGAUUACGGAUUCCUGCGCAGACCGUCGGUCCGCGGAAUUAAAACGCGUUUCGGAUCCACUUCGGAGAUUAUCCAACAAAUGCAGGCUCAAUUAGCUGGCCCUAUGCCUGCGGUGUCGGCCGCUAGAGCGACGGGACAGACGCACGUCAAUUGGUCGGCGUACGCGGAGCAGAGUUCCAUCCAGGCGGAAGCUUUGCUGGAUCCCCGCGAGAAGCGGAGGUCGGCCAUGAUGGCCAUGUCGAAUUCAGUUCACCUUCCAGCUCUUCCCGAAGAUGCCGGAUACUUCCAUCAACAGCAUCAGCAGCUGAUACACAAUGCCGGAAGGGCCGCUCAGACGACGAACGUAAUGGCCACCAAUCGCCCGGCUUCCGUUAUGAACAUUUACGGUUCGACGGGGGACUUGUACCAGCACCUGAGGGCUCCUAUGAGACCCGUUAUGGUCCGCCAUCCUCAAUCAACGUCUUCCUCCGCCAUGGCUGGGACUCAUCCGGCCCAGCUGCUCGAGAGAACGUCGUCUGUUUGUUCCGUAUCUUCGGCCAUGGAUGGCAGUUCUGUUUACGGCACGAUCCGCAGGCAGCCGCCUCAAGUGAUGCAUCCAUCGUACGCUCAUCCGGAUUCAAUAUCGCCCACUCGAGAUUACGUUCCGGCCGUCAUGAUACAGCAGCACAUGGCGCAGCAGCAGCAACAACACCACCUCCAACAGCACCACCAGAUGCCCCUGCGGAUGACCGUGUCCACACCCGGUGCACCUUACGCGUCUAAUCCGCAGCAACAACGGCCCGUCUCCCAGCAGAUGACGGCCGGGUCGAUCGCCUAUUACGCCACGGCCCAAGAUUACGCUCUACAGCAACAACAACAGUUCCAGAUACAGCAGCAACAACAACAACACUAUGUUUACGCAACGCUUCCGGGCAAACGCCAAUCGCCUUACGGCGUUCCGGCGACGAUCCCCAUCUCUGCCGGCUCUCAGGUGGUCACUCCGACUAUGCUGGAUCCGACUCGCUAUCGUCAAGUCUUGCCGCCCAUGACGUCCCAGGUGACCCUCAGACCUUCAUCCGCAUUGGCAGAGCCUCGUUAUCCGUCGGCCGUGCACACGGGUCACCUCCAGCCUCCGCAACAACCGGCACCUCCGGCUCCGCUGAAAGACGAACGCGAAGGCCCGGAAGGGGCCAGCUCUUCUCCCGGUCUGACGCACCACGACGUCAAUAUGUAACAUAUUGUUAAAAACAAAACAAAAGAGAGAGGGGCUUUGCUAUUCCAGACGGAUGUGAAAUUCCGGAGUUUCUAAAGUUAGAAAAACAACGACGAAAAAUGGACACGCCGACGCAUAGAUCAUACGGCCUGCCAUCUUGAAAAGAACAAUAACAAGUAGGGCGAGGCUUUUUUUAAAAAAAGACAUGCGAUUGUUUUUUUUAACUGACGUCAUUUCGUUCGUGGAACAAGUGAACGUCAGUUUUGGGGCGACCUUGUUAUUAUUUUUCGCGUGUUUUUUUUUUUUUAGGGAGGGAAUCGGGUCUGUUUAAUUCAAAAUCUGAUUGCGCACACACGCAGCUCCCACACACGCAAAAUGGAUUGGAAAAUAGGUUUCUUCUUCCUCUUUGAUUCCUCGUUUUCAUUUUUCUCGUGAAUUUGGUACCUGCAAACGAUUCUAGUUUCAAAACAAAUCCAAAUAAAACUUGACUACAAAAAAUAGAAAAAGGUGACGACAACACAAGUAAUUUAAAGAAUGUAAAGAAGAUAAAUUGAAGUAUUUACGCAGAAAUGUUUAGAUGGGACAAUGCCAGAUGCAAAUAAGUAAUCAAACGGGCAAAAGAAUUUUAUUUAAAAGCAAAAAAAAAAAAUAAAAAACGAAAAAAAAAAAAAGUUAAUGCUCGGGACAAAUUUUUUUGUUUUCUAAAAAAUGUUAACCAAAAAAUUCCUUAAACGUCUUAAGUUUACAUUUGUGCUCCCCCCCCCCCUCUUUAAUACGAUAAAUGAUUAUCAGCUUUGAACUGAGUUUCCUCUAUAGGAAAAAACGACAAAAGGAAAGAUUUUGAUUGAUGCUAGAAACAAAAAAUGUUUGGCUAUUAUCAAAUCUGAUAAUGGCCGACCGUUAGUUAUUUUGGUGUGUCUGCCAUUGUUGAUUUCUCUUGUAUACACCUGCGCACCCGACAUUCGUGGCAAACAGAACAACCCACCUAUGUCUAUCCCACCAAAAUUGUUUCUCAUACCCUCGUUUUUUUCGUCCUCUCUCAUUUGUAAUAGACAUUUAUAUACUACAUAUAUUCACGUUGUGCGUAUUGUAAAGAAUAAUUGAAAAAACAAUGAAAGUUAAACGGAGCAGCCAGUUUAUGUGUACAGUGUCUGAAAAAAAGAAACGAAGAGACACCACUUGGAUGUGUUAUGUGUGCGUGUGUAUCUCGAUCGACAAACAUUUGCAUUUUCGAUCGCAUUUAUUUUGCACGUCUACGAAAAAAAAAAAUUGAUAAAUAAUAACAAUUGUACAUGUCAUGGCUGUCACAACAAUAUGUCUGUGUAUUUCAAACUCGUGUUCUCUAUAUAUAUUAUAUAUAGACUUCUGAAACGUGUGUAUUGUAUAAAUAUAUAUACGACGUCAAUAAAUAGAAAGAUAUUA
This is a messenger RNA of Daphnia carinata, 6243 nucleotides long. RefSeq lists its product as uncharacterized. The record is from RefSeq and is a predicted model, not a curated record. NCBI's taxonomy places the organism in Eukaryota, Metazoa, Arthropoda, Branchiopoda, Diplostraca, Daphniidae.